This is a messenger RNA of Wickerhamiella sorbophila, 411 nucleotides long. Its product is annotated as NEDD8-conjugating enzyme Ubc12. Gene Ontology annotation, cellular component: nucleus. The record is from RefSeq and is a predicted model, not a curated record. Lineage: Eukaryota; Fungi; Ascomycota; Dipodascomycetes; Dipodascales; Trichomonascaceae. The coding region runs from base 1 to 411 and encodes 136 amino acids. Gene Ontology annotation, molecular function: NEDD8 transferase activity. Gene Ontology annotation, biological process: protein neddylation. The transcript has a single exon.
AUGGAGCUGGAGUUCCCUGACCCGAACGACCUGAUGCACUUUCGAUUGAAGCUGUACGCAGAUGAAGGCCUCUAUAAGGGCGGCAAGUUCAGUUUCAGCUUCUCAAUCAAUCAAAACUACCCCAUUGAGCCGCCCAAAGUUAGAUGUGAGCAAAAAAUUUAUCAUCCCAAUGUGGAUCUGGUGGGAAAUGUGUGUCUCAACAUCCUCCGUGAAGACUGGAAGCCUGUCUUGAGUCUCGAUCAGGUCACGGUCGGCAUCCAGUUUUUGUUUCUUGAGCCUAAUCAAAACGAUCCUCUGAAUAAGGCUGCGGCUCGGAGCCUGCAACAGCAUCCGGCAGUUUUCGCCCAAGAAGUUCAGAGGUCAAUGCGGGGUCAGGUAGUCGGCGGAGAGGUCUUCGACAAGGUUGUUUGA